AUGUCAACCACCAACCCACCACCACCACCCCGCAAACUCAAAACCCGCAUCCUCACCAUCCCCCCCUCCUCCCCUUUAGGAUCCUGGUCCUCUCCCAACUCCCUCCAAACCUGGACCCUCCCCCCAACCCCCCUCAUCCCCCCCUCCCUCACCCUCGCAGCAACAGCCCUCACAACCUCCACCGCCUCCUCCUUCAGCACACCCGUAGCCUUCCCAACCGAAACCGUCUACGGCCUCGGCGCCGACGCAACCUCGUCAACAGCCGUGAAAGGGAUUUACACGGCAAAAGGCCGACCAAGCGACAACCCUCUCAUCGUCCACGUCUCCGACCUCUCCAUGCUCAGCACCCUUUCCACCAUUCCAGAGAUUUACCACGAGUUAAUCUCCAAGUUCUGGCCUGGACCACUGACUAUCUUACUCCCUGUCCCGACCUCCGGUCAGCUGCUAGCCCCAGAGGUAACGGCUGGACUGACCACCUUUGGCGCGAGGAUGCCUGACUCCCCGUUGGCAAGAGCGUUGAUUCAACUGGUGGGCAAGCCGCUCGCUGCUCCGUCCGCAAACGCCAGUACGCGCCCUAGCCCGACAAAGGCUGUGCAUGUGCUGGAGGAUUUGGAGGGGAAGAUUGAGCUGAUUCUGGAUGGAGGGGAUUGUGCAGUGGGGGUUGAGUCGACUGUUGUUGACGGGUUAUGCAACCCACCGGUGGUUCUGAGGCCAGGAGGGGUAGGCAUCGAGGAGAUAAGACAAGUCAAGGGGUGGGAGGGGGUGGUGAAGGGGUAUAAAGACAGGAGCGAGGUCGGGGAGGGGCAUAAGCCGAGGGCGCCGGGGAUGAAGUACAAGCAUUACAGCCCCCGGGCGAGGGUGGUGCUUUUUGAGGGGCAUAAACCCGUCAAUGUGGGAAAGGAGCUGGAGGGGGGCGGACAAAAAAAGGUGGGGGUUAUCAGGACGGGGGAAUGGGAGGGGUUGGCUGGGGAGACAGAGGGGAGGAUAGAGAGUGAGGAGGGUGGUUUUGCUGUUCGGCAGGGGAGUUUGAGGGAUGAGGAAGGGAAGGAGUUGGCCACGGUGUUGGAUGUUGAUCUGGGACGGGAUGUUAAAGGGGUGGCUCAUGGGUUGUUUGCUGCUUUGAGGGAGCUGGAUAGGCUGGGGGCUGAUAUCAUUUUUGUGGAAGGGGUUAGUGAUGGGGAUGAUAUUGCUGCUGCGGUUAUGAACCGUCUUCGCAAGGCAGCAUCCGAGAUUAGGCCUUAA
Molecule: messenger RNA, 1242 nt
Organism: Podospora anserina S mat+
Lineage: Eukaryota; Fungi; Ascomycota; Sordariomycetes; Sordariales; Podosporaceae
Exons: 1
Coding region: 1-1242 (413 amino acids)
Biological process (GO): regulation of translational fidelity
Cellular component (GO): cytoplasm
Molecular function (GO): double-stranded RNA binding; tRNA binding; nucleotidyltransferase activity
Source: RefSeq, a predicted model, not a curated record